This is a messenger RNA of Catharus ustulatus (Swainson's thrush), 1008 nucleotides long. RefSeq names its product nitrilase 1 (gene NIT1). NCBI's taxonomy places the organism in Eukaryota, Metazoa, Chordata, Aves, Passeriformes, Turdidae. Gene Ontology annotation, molecular function: hydrolase activity, acting on carbon-nitrogen (but not peptide) bonds, in linear amides. The record is from RefSeq and is a predicted model, not a curated record. The transcript has 8 exons. The coding region runs from base 16 to 987 and encodes 323 amino acids.
UGCCACCGGCGGGGAAUGCUGAGGGUGCCCCCCCGGGCCCUGCUGUGCUGCCCCCCGAGAGCCUGGAGAGCCCCCCUGAGCUCCUGCAGGCCCAUGUCGGUGUCCCCAGACGCGGCAGUGUCCCCAGACGCGGCAGUGUCCCCAGGGGGGCUGGUGGCCGCGGUGCAGGUGACCAGCACAGGGGACAAGGAGCACAACUGGCAGCAGUGCUCGGCGCUGGUUCGGCGCGCGGCGGCGCAGGGAGCCCGGGCCGUGUUCCUGCCCGAGGGCUUCGACUUCAUCGGGGACAGUCCCCAACAGAGCCUGGCGCUGGCAGAGCCACUGCACGGGGACAUCGUGGGGCGCUACCGCCGGCUGGCCAAGGAGUGUGACGUGUGGCUGUCCCUCGGGGGUUUCCACGAGCGAGGCGACGACUGGGAGAGCACGGGGCGGAUCUACAACUGUCACCUGCUGCUGGACAACUCGGGCUCGGUGGUGGCCGCGUACCGGAAGCUGCACCUGUUUGACGCGGAGCUGCCGGGGGGGAUCCGCCUGAGCGAGAGCUCCUUCACCAACCCGGGCCGGGAGCUGCUGCCGCCCAUCCCCACCCCCGUGGGCAAGGUGGGGCUGGCUGUGUGCUAUGAUCUGCGUUUCCCUGAGCUGGCCCAGGCCCUGCGUGGGGCCGGUGCUCAGCUCCUGACCUUCCCCUCGGCCUUCACUGUCCCCACUGGAGCUGCACACUGGGAGGUGCUGCUCCGCGCCCGCGCCAUCGAGUGCCAGUGUUACGUGGUGGCCGCGGCUCAGUCGGGCCGGCACAGCGCGAGCCGCGCGUCCUUCGGGCACUCGCUGGUGGCCGAUCCCUGGGGCACGGUGCUGGCGCAGUGCCAGGAGGGGCCGGGGCUGUGCCUGGCACGGGUGGACCUGGGGUACCUGGAACGGGUCCGCCGGGAGCUGCCCGUGCACGGCCACCGCCGCGGGGACAUCUACGGGGGGACAGCGGCCAUCUGAGUGCCACCGCCGCGGGGACAU